Notodromas monacha is the source of this 721-nucleotide messenger RNA. The record is from the annotation of a GenBank genome assembly. Lineage: Eukaryota; Metazoa; Arthropoda; Ostracoda; Podocopida; Cyprididae.
AGUUGCAGGAAUAAAGGUGAUUUCGAGCGUAGAACUGAGUGAAUAAUGGACACGAAAGACAAGGGGAAGGAGCGUUCGCAUAUCCUGACUCUGAAAGUGAUGAGGUUGACGAGACCGUCGAGUUUACAAACGCAGCCUGGACCUGUGGAUGGUGUCGAAUGUCUCAAGUCGGUCGGGUCGAAUCCAUUCGCUGAUUCCUGGAUUGAUGCAAAAAUCGACGACUCGGAUAAAAAUGCGUUGUCUCCCAUGCUUCUACUGCCCCAGAGUUUCGGGAAUAUUUUCUUGGGAGAAGGUUUCUUCUGCUAUAUUUGCGUGCACAACAGCUCGGAAGACGAAUUGGCAACCAACGUGAACAUCAAAGCGGACCUUCAAACAUCCGCCUCAGCUUCGGGAUCCAUACCCGAGGCCUUUGUCGGAGAAAUUUCCCCUGGGGCGUCUUUUGACCGAGUUGUUCACUACGACAUGCGUGAAGUCGGGACUCAUGUGUUGGCGUGUUCCGUGUCUUACGAAAACAGUCAACGAGAGAAGUUUUCCUUCAGGAAAUUUUUCAAGUUCGUCGUGAUGAAGCCCUUGGAUGUGAAGACCAAGUUUUACAAUGCUGAGAGCGAUGAAGUUUACUUGGAAGCCCAGCUCAUGAACUUGACUGGAGGUCCGAUUUACUUGCAGAAAGUUUCUUUGGAACCAUCCCCGCUUUAUUCCGGUGAGUUGUAAUUAUAUUUAU